Molecule: messenger RNA, 615 nt
Organism: Brenthis ino (lesser marbled fritillary)
Lineage: Eukaryota; Metazoa; Arthropoda; Insecta; Lepidoptera; Nymphalidae
Source: the annotation of a GenBank genome assembly
AUGUUAACUCACAGGCCUAAAUGUGGAGUAUUGAAUGAAUCAGAUCCGUCAUGCUGCGCCCUGAGCGCGCGCGCCGCGGCGGAGCGAGAGCGGGUGUGGCAGCAGUCCUCGUGCGGAACGCGCUCGAGCCUGAGCUCUGUUAGAGUCUAUUGCCGCGAGUGCGCGGGCGCGGGCGGGGAGCCUCGGGCCGUGGGGCGGGGAGCCACGGGCCGCGCGCGGGGAAGCCCCGGGCGCGAGGCGGGGAGCCACGGCCGCGCCGGCGCACGCGCGGAUGUUGUUAAGACGAACUAUACUAGAGAUAGUAGGAGGCGUACCUACAGAUCGCAAUAUUCACCUUUAGGUAUUACUACAGAAAUAUCACGCCAACAAUUGUCGUAUCUAACUAAACGGAACGAAACACCCCGAGACUUCACGUCGCGCGUCGCAGGGCAUGUCCCAGGGCUUGGAGGCAAUACAUAUUAUAUAGUUCUAGUUACAAGUCAACACAUCAUUCAGUCUUCUCGUUACACUCAGCUCAUACAAAACACGACAAGCACUGAACGCCAGCCGCGCGCCCUCGGUCGGGCGACCCCGCGCGACCCCGCGUCACCGCUGCUUGUCAUAUUCAGAUAUACC